AUGCUUUCCAAUAAUACAUUAUCACGGGAGGGCUGCAGCGGUGACAGAAAGGAUACCGCUGUGUGUGGCGGAAAAAAGCUCGCGACGCAGGGCUCCUUCCACAACUGCUCGGGCAAGACAAAGGGCAAAUGCUGCCCCAAGAACAGCGAUGGCUCGGGAAGCAUCGAUGUAAACAAGGGUGGUGGUGAGAAGUGUGGCUACUGCUUCAGUGGUACUUGCUCUGGAUAA
Aspergillus chevalieri is the source of this 228-nucleotide messenger RNA. RefSeq lists its product as uncharacterized. The transcript is spliced from 2 exons. The coding region runs from base 1 to 228 and encodes 75 amino acids. The record is from RefSeq and is a predicted model, not a curated record. Lineage: Eukaryota; Fungi; Ascomycota; Eurotiomycetes; Eurotiales; Aspergillaceae.